AUAUAUAAGGAGAAUCACGGAUCUGAGAUCUAUACCUGAGAGAGUGGAAACAAUUAGCUGACAAUGAAGGCUGUACUUUUCUUGAUCGCCCUCCUUCCUCUGGCUUUUUGUGCCCCUUCUGAGGUGGACAAACGCUGGCUUGUUGACCUUCAUGCUGUUAUGGACCAGAUCAAGCACCUGAUCACACCAGACAUGGAGGUUAGCACCUGUAAUACUCUCUGUAAGUCCGUCGUCAGCGGCCUGGGAGAACUUGUCUGUCCCACCGCAUGCAGCACACUGAUCUCCACUCUCAACGGUUAAAUAAAUCUGUUAAAAGACUAA
Molecule: messenger RNA, 321 nt
Organism: Saccostrea cuccullata (small rock oyster)
Lineage: Eukaryota; Metazoa; Mollusca; Bivalvia; Ostreida; Ostreidae
Exons: 4
Coding region: 64-300 (78 amino acids)
Source: RefSeq, a predicted model, not a curated record